UUUAUUUGAUCUCACAUUAACCAAGGAGGAGAAUGUGAGAAAAGGGGGAAAAUGCCCAGGAGGAAGCAGGAGCAGCCCAAGCGCCUUCCCUCACAUGUUAGUAGGCAGGAAGAGGCGGAGGGCGAACUCAGUGAAGGAGAGCACUGGUAUGGAAACUCCUCAGAGACCCCGUCGGAAGCAUCCUAUGGCGAAGUCCAGGAGAACUAUAAGUUGUCUCUGGAGGACCGGAUCCAGGAGCAGUCCACUUCCCCCGACACCUCCUUGGGAAGUGCCACUCCCAGCAGCCACACGUUGGAGCUGGUGGCACUCGACAGCGACCUCCUGCGAGACUCCCUGCAGUGUCAAGAUCACCUCUCCCCUGGCGUGUCCUCUUUGUGCGAAGACGACUCCCCAGGCUCCACGAAACCUUUGAGCAGCAACUUGAGGCGGCUGCUGGAGGCCGGGUCCCUCAAGCUCGACGCCACAGCCACAGCCAACGGCAGGGUGGAGUCCCCGGUGAACGUGGGCUCCAGCCUGUCCUUUUCCCCGCCGGCCCACCACGCCCAGCAGCUCAGCGUUCUUGCCAGGAAGCUGGCCGAGAAGCAGGAGCAGAAUGACCAAUACACUCCAAGCAGCCGUUUUCUCUGGAAUCAAGGUAAGUGGUUGCCAAACUCAACCACCACCUGCGGCUUGUCCCCCGACUCCGCCAUCCUAAAACUGAAAGCUGCAGCCAAUGCCGUUCUGCAGGACAAAUCUCUCACCAGGACUGAGGACACCGUGCGGUUUGAGUCCUUCGCGUCCCCUUUCAGCUCCCAGUCUGCCAGCUCCACCUUGGCAGCUUUGUCCAAGAAGGUCAGUGAGAGAAGCUUGACCCCUGGCCAGGAGCACCCCCCUCCGGCCAGCUCCUUCCUUUCCCUGGCCUCCAUGACCUCCUCGGCCGCCCUGCUCAAGGAGGUGGCCGCGCGGGCCGCGGGGAGCCUUCUGGCUGAGAAGGCGUCCCUGGUGCCCGAGGACGCCCUACCGCCACCGCCUUCAGAGAAGAAGCAGGAAAAGGUGACCCCGCCACCGCCGCCGCCACCUCCGCCGCCACCGCCACAAUCCCUGGAAUUAUUGCUACUCCCAGUUCCCAAGGGAAGAGUGUCUAAACCCUCCAACUCAGCCUCAGAAGAGGAAAGUGGAAAGCCUUUCCAGUGUCCAAUAUGUGGUUUGGUUAUAAAAAGGAAGAGUUACUGGAAGCGGCAUAUGGUGAUUCACACAGGUUUAAAAAGUCAUCAGUGUCCGCUCUGUCCAUUCCGGUGUGCUCGCAAGGACAAUCUCAAAUCCCACAUGAAGGUUCAUCAGCACCAGGACCGGGGAGAGACCUUUCAGUGCCAGCUGUGCCCUUUCACUUCCUCGCGCCACUUCAGCCUGAAGCUCCACAUGCGCUGCCACCAGCACUUCCUGAGGACAGAAGCCAAGGUGAAGGAGGAGAUCCCAGACCCAGAUGUCAAGGGAUCUCCCCACCUCAGUGACAGUGCCUGCCUGGGGCAGCAAAGGGAAGGAGGAGGGACAGAGCUAGUGGGGACCAUGAUGACGGCCAACACUCCAGAGAGGACUAGCCAGGGUGGGGCUGGCGUCUCGCCUUUGCUGGUGAAGGAGGAACCCAAGGAAGAUAACGGCCUGCCAGCCUCCUUUACCCUGAAUGCUGCCGACAGGCCGGCCAACCACACAAAGCUGAAAGACCCCUCCGAGUAUGUGGCCAACAGUGCGUCAGCAUUGUUCAGCCAGGACAUCUCUGUUAAGAUGGCGUCUGAUUUUCUCAUGAAGCUGUCAGCUGCAAAUCAGAAGGAGCCCAUGAAUCUUAACUUUAAAGUGAAAGAGGAGCCCAAGGAAGAGGAGGCCCUCAGUGCCUCCUUGCCUCGGUCCAACUAUGUGUUCAGCCCGGAAUCUGAAGUGUCGGCCCCGAGCAUCUCUGAAGACACGCUGAAGGCCCAGGAAGGGAAGGGGAGUGGGCUAAGGCGGGACAUGUCAGUCAAAGCAGCUUCUGAACUUCUCAUGAAACUAUCAGCGGAAAGCUACAAGGAAACCCAGAUGGUGAAGAUUAAAGAGGAGCCCAUGGAGGUCGACAUCCAGGACUCGCGUGUCUCGAUAUCACCCAGCCGGAACGUUGGCUAUAGCACUUUAAUCGGGCGAGAGAAAACCGAACCCUUACAGAAGAUGCCAGAGGGCAGGGUGCCCCCAGAGAGGAACCUCUUCAGUCAGGACAUCUCUGUGAAGAUGGCUUCCGAGCUCCUGUUUCAACUGUCAGAAAAAGUGAGCAAAGAGCACAAUCACACAAAAGAAAACACCAUCCGCACGACCACCAGCCCUUUCUUUUCAGAAGAUACAUUUAGACAAUCACCAUUCUCCUCCAAUUCAAAAGACCUGCUGCCCAGCGACUCUGUGCUCCCCGGGAGAAUAUCAACUCCAGAAACAGAAAAGCUAGUACUAGAGGCAGGCAAUGGACUGCCAUCCUGGAAAUUCAGUGACCAGCUUUUCCCCUGCGACGUGUGUGGGAAAGUCUUUGGCCGACAGCAGACGUUGUCCCGACAUCUCUCGCUGCACACAGAGGAAAGAAAAUACAAAUGCCAUUUGUGCCCCUACGCUGCUAAGUGUCGUGCGAACCUGAACCAGCACCUGACCGUCCACUCGGUGAAGCUGGUGAGUACGGACACUGAGGACAUUGUCAGCGCCGUCACCUCUGAAGGCAGUGACGGGAAGAAGCACCCUUAUUAUUACAGCUGUCACGUGUGUGGAUUUGAGACCGAGCUCAACGUCCAGUUUGUCAGCCACAUGUCCCUCCACGUGGACAAGGAGCAGUGGAUGUUCUCCAUCUGCUGUACUACCUGCGACUUCGUCACCAUGGAGGAGGCAGAGAUAAAGGCUCACAUUGGCACCAAGCACACAGGGGAAGACAGGAAGACCCCGAGUGAAUCAAAUAGCCCCUCAUCAUCCUCCCUCUCAGCUCUAAGUGAUUCAGCCAACAGCAAGGACGACUCAGACAGCUCCCAGAAAAACAAGAGCGGGAACAACCUGCUGGUCAUCUCUGUCAUGCCCGGGAGCCAGCCCUCACUGAAUAGUGAAGAAAAGCCAGAGAAAGGGUUCGAAUGCGUUUUUUGCAACUUUGUCUGCAAGACGAAGAACAUGUUUGAGCGCCAUCUGCAGAUACACCUCAUCACCCGGAUGUUUGAGUGUGACGUGUGCCACAAGUUCAUGAAGACCCCCGAACAGCUGCUGGAGCAUAAGAAAUGCCACACUGUCCCCACCGGUGGGCUCAACUCAGGACAGUGGUGAGUUUCAGACUCCUCUAGGUGCCCAUUCUGCAUUUAUUCCACCAACCGCCCCGCUGCCAUGGAGUGCCACCUCAAGACCCACUACAAGAUGGAGUAUAAGUGCCGGAUCUGCCAGACAGUGAAGGCCAACCAGCUGGAGCUGGAGACGCACACCCGGGAGCAUCGCCUCGGCAACCACUACAAGUGCGACCAGUGCGGCUACCUGUCCAAGACCGCCAACAAGCUCAUCGAGCACGUGCGCGUCCACACCGGGGAGCGGCCCUUCCACUGUGACCAGUGCAGCUACAGCUGCAAACGCAAGGACAAUCUCAACCUGCACAAGAAGCUGAAGCACGCCCCACGCCAGACCUUCAGCUGCGAAGAGUGCCUGUUCAAGACCACACACCCCUUCGUCUUCAGCCGCCACGUCAAGAAGCACCAGAGUGGGGACUGCCCCGAGGAGGACAAGAAGGGCCUGUGUCCGGCCCCCAAGAAACCGGGCGGCCCCGGGGCCCCGCUCCUCGUCGUCGGGAGCUCCCGGAAUCUCUUGUCUCCCCUGUCGGUCAUGUCUGCCUCCCAGGCUCUGCAGACCGUGGCCCUAUCCGCUGCCCACGGCAGCAGCUCAGAGCCCAACCUGGCACUCAAGGCUCUGGCCUUCAACGGCUCCCCUUUGCGCUUUGACAAGUACCGGAACUCAGAUUUUGCCCAUCUCAUUCCCUUGACAAUGUUAUACCCCAAGAACCACUUGGAUCUCACAUUCCACCCUCCCCGACCUCAGACUGCACCUCCCAGCAUCCCCUCGCCCAAACACUCCUUCCUCGCCUAUCUCGGACUGAGAGAAAGAGCAGAGACUGUCUGAGGGCAGCCACGUUCUGUACCAAAAACAAAGUGACAGAGACAAAAACAUAAACCCACAAAACUUAAACACAACCCCAGCAGGUGUAUGUUGCUGCAAAACCUACAGACCCCCGCGGGUCUGAACCACGUGUACUGUAUAUCUUUAGUAAGGAAUAGAGAAUUGGCUCUGUGUGUAUACCUAUUGCAUUGACCUGAAAGCUGCUUUAUCCAAUCUUCAGAGAGGUGACCUACUGCGUGCAUCUACCUUCAGAGGCAUGCCUCCCCAGCCGCCCACGCCCACUCUUGGCCCUGCUCCGUACUCCUAUUGAAAGGAAUUUUUGUCUUGUUAAACCCUAAAGAGAGUGUCCUUAAUAGCAAUCAGCACUUGGAAGCUUAUAUAUUGGUGCAUUUUUGUUUUCUGUUGGGUGAAUGGGGUGUGUGGAUCCUGAAAGAGAAAGCCGCGUGUCGUGCGCCCUGAGGUUUCUAUCGCACAUUCUUUGUACUGGCUUCUUUCACUGCGAUGAACGUGCUUUUUUCCCUCCUGGGUUGUUCAUCCACCGCAGUCUGUCCCUGAGCCCCUUCAUCACCUUCCCCUAUUUUACGGCUACAGAGUGGUGGGGCCUGGUGCGUGGUCGAUGAGAGAACGGUAGACGCCCGCGGUGCUGCUGGAGAUUUCCGACAGAGCUGGGGACCUUGCGCUUGGAUCUCCUCUGGUUAUGAAAACUUGGGGCAGCAAGAGUCCCAUCUGGAAGAAAUGUCCCGCAGCACUGCAACCAACAUCACGAAACUCAAGUGUGUUGUGUGUGUGUGUGUCCAUACGUACACCAUGUGUGUGGGACACACGCAGUGCAUCAUUUUUUUAAGGGCAGAUUAUAUAUAUAUAUAUGAUGUAUUAAUUCAGUGAUUACCAUUUGUUUGCAGGAAAAAAAAAAAUAGUGUGAGUGAAAAAUUUUAUGGUUGAUAAAUCCAGCCGAGGAGAUUAAAAGGGGUUUGGAUCAAUUCUGGGUAUAAAUGCUCAGACUA
Miniopterus natalensis is the source of this 5129-nucleotide messenger RNA. It is a transcript of the gene ZNF827, whose product is annotated as zinc finger protein 827. The record is from RefSeq and is a predicted model, not a curated record. NCBI's taxonomy places the organism in Eukaryota, Metazoa, Chordata, Mammalia, Chiroptera, Miniopteridae. Gene Ontology annotation, biological process: positive regulation of transcription by RNA polymerase II. Gene Ontology annotation, cellular component: nucleus.